AUGGGGGCCACCAAGCGCUGCCUGGUAGUUCAACACGAAAGGUGGCCUGCUCGGUCGGACAGCUUGAUGUCUCCUGGACAGAUUGGAUGCUGGUUGAUGAGUAAAUUUGCCAAGUUUGUACUGGACACAAGAUUUUGCCAACCACACACUGGAAUCAAUAAGUUUUUCUCUGUAACUUCCUUGAACUGGUGGAAUGAUAUUAAAAAAUUUACAAGAUUGGUAUACGCAAGUGAUCCAACGGUGACAGCACAGCAAGUAUUUAAUCAAUACGCUCAAAGCCUAUUUGAAAUUUCAACCAUCAAGAACAUUGAUCCCGAUGUUGUACAACAUACUCAUAAUCUUCAUAAAAAUAUUAUUAAAACAGAAUAUUUGAAAAUUAUCGGAGAUACUUUGAUGAAAAAAAUACAUGAUGAUUCGAAAAAAAGGAAGAGAAAAACUAUUCGAACCCGAAAAAAUUUUCAAACUGCAAAAUCCAAUGAUAUAGAAAAUCGAAGAACAGCUGUAUAUAAUGACAGCUAUGAUUUGAAUGCCGAAAUAAAUAAUUUUUUUCAAAGUUCACAUCCGUCCAAUCUGUUCUUUAAGCGAGAUAAUUGCUCCAAAUGUUUUAUGGAGAUUAAUAUCUCCGAACUAUUAAGGUUUUGUUCAUACUGCGGAAGUAAAAUUGUGUUGUCUGAUGACGUUAACGAGCUUGAGAGUGAUGAGGAUGGAUCAGUUAAAUCUGAUUGUGGAGCAGAUGAAAAUAAGAACGAUAAUGAUCUUCCUAAAAUAAACAAAUUGGCAUUUCGCGAAGUACACAAUGCUAUUCCAGAUACUGCGAAGAUGCAUUUGAAGUCGGGAAAGAUAGUAGAGGAUGUUCUUUUCGAUUUCGCCAAAGAUAUGGAGCAUGAACAGGCAUUGUUCACUGAGGCGGAAUGGAAUGAAUUAACUGAAGAUCGAAUUAGAAUUCCAGCUGUUCCGCAUGAAAUUGCGAAAGAGCUGAUGAGAUACAGGAAAACAACAUUAAGCGAGCUUCGUAAUUCUGUUAUGACAUCGUAUUUACAAGAUGGAACAAUUUAUAAUAUCAAUAAGCAUUACGAUCAGGAGUGGAUACAAAUGGCAGUGCGAACACUAGUCAACCUAUAUGAAAAUAUUGAUUCCCCCUUAAUCAGAAACCAAUACGAAGAUUGGUUUACUGUUUCUUUUUUCGGGACGUGCAUCGACUUCUGUAUGAGGGAUAUUCAAUUGGGCACGGAUAUUAAGAGGACUGAUGCACCAUCACUAGCUAGUCCCAACAGGAAAAACCGUGGUCGGUCAGGAAACACAAACACCAGGAAAUUGACUGGACGCAAAAUCGAUGGGAUAGUAUAUAUAGUUGACAGACUUAUUGAAGUGGGAGCCAUUGAGGCGGCGAGAUCAUUCUUAGGAGUUUCGGACCAAAAAUAUCUUCUUGAAACAUUCAAAAUGCCAAAAACUCUUCGUGAUAUAUAUGUUGAUCUUGUGAGAACUGCAAAUUACGAAGAUCGAAAAGCUAACAAUAUUCAGGUAUUUGGUAUCUUGCACCUUGGGUUAUGGAUUCAAUUUGCAAGACUGUGGCGUGCUGGUGGUUCAGUUUGUAUUUUUCGGAAAGACCCUGUAUCUCACCAUGUAGAUAGUAAAUUCUCUGAAGAUGGAAUAAAAUCUUUUCUCAAACUUAUGGCAGCGAUAUAUCAACACAAGCUUAUCAUAAGGAAUAACUUACAAACAUUGAAUAUCCGGAAUACAAAUAUUGAGCCAACGGAUGAAGACUUUUUAAAUGAGCUGUUAGAAGUUGGAGAUUAUUCUGCUUCACCAACAUCAAAUAUUUUUUUUGCCGACUCUUGGCCUACCCCAAGAAAAAAGAGAAAGAAUUCAAAGAAAAAGAAUGCAAGAAAAAUGAGAAAGUUGUAA
Molecule: messenger RNA, 1905 nt
Organism: Funneliformis mosseae
Lineage: Eukaryota; Fungi; Glomeromycota; Glomeromycetes; Glomerales; Glomeraceae
Source: the annotation of a GenBank genome assembly